This is a messenger RNA of Prunus armeniaca (apricot), 609 nucleotides long. NCBI's taxonomy places the organism in Eukaryota, Viridiplantae, Streptophyta, Magnoliopsida, Rosales, Rosaceae. The record is from the annotation of a GenBank genome assembly.
AUGAUUCCACUGAGCAGACGAAGUACAAGGAAAGAAGUAAACAGAGGCUCUUGGACAGCAGAGGAAGACCAGAAACUGGCUCAAGUUAUUGAAAUCCACGGUCCAAAGAGGUGGAAGUUUGUUGCAACCAAAGCAGGUCUUAACCGAUGUGGGAAGAGUUGCAGGUUAAGAUGGAUGAACUAUCUGAGACCCAAUAUUAAGAGAGGCAAUAUAUCAGACCAAGAAGAAGACUUGAUACUUAGGCUUCAUAGGCUCCUAGGAAACAGGUGGUCAUUGAUUGCUGGAAGACUACCAGGUAGAACCGACAAUGAGAUUAAGAAUUAUUGGAACUCCCAUUUGAGCAAAAAGAUAAAGCAGAGAGAAAGACAAAACAGAGCAGUCUCAAAAGCAGAACAAGAGUCCUCUGACACUCAGACUAUCCAGGUAAUGGAGGUGAAUGCUCUGACAAUUGGAAGAGAAGAUGCCUCCAAAUGUGAGGAGAGCUUCAAGUCUGGCUUCAAUGGAGAUGAGUUUUUUGACUGCUCAAGUGAUGAAGGGCUUUUGAACUUGGAAUGGAUGAAUAAAUUCCUUGAAAUGGAUGAGAGUUGGUUUACUUUGCAUGACAUUUAA